AAUUCAUCCUGGCCGUCCAUCUUUCCCAAUCAAAUACUCCAUCCCCCACCCUCCAUUCUCUCAAACCCCCAACCUCUAUAUAUAUUCUUCUCACCCUCUUCAUUCUCCCCCAACCUUUUCAUUCUCCCGUUCUCCUUCCCCUUCACCUUCAGUUUCUUGGGCGCCUUUAGUUACCACAAGCAAAUUACAUGGUUGAUCUAGACGUCCAGAUUCCAAGCGCUUUCGAUCCCUUUGCUGACGCCAAAGACUCGGAUGCCCCCGGAACCAAAGAAUACGUCCAUAUAAGGGUCCAACAGAGGAAUGGAAAGAAGUGUCUAACAACUGUUCAAGGGCUUAAGAAAGAGUUCAGCUAUGAUAAGAUCCUCAAGGACCUGAAGAAGGACUUCUGUUGCAAUGGGAAUGUUGUGCAGGACAAAGAGUUGGGGAAGAUAAUCCAGCUCCAAGGCGAUCAGCGCAAGAACGUCUCUCACUUCCUUGUUCAGGCCGGGCUUGUCAAGAAGGAUCAAAUCAAGAUACAUGGUUUUUGAGCAGGAUCCUUAAAUAGGUCUGCUGUUUAUGCUGUUUGUGUGUGAAGUUUUUAAUCAAAUCUUCGUGUAGAGGAGAGAUUGAUGAAUGGUCUUUAGUGUUUGCUAAGUCUGUCUGUUUCUGUUAUGGUUUGUUUUUACAGUGCAUUGACACAAAGAGGAUUGCAAUGGAAUAUUAUGGCUUCGUUUUAUUAAUUAGUAAAAAGAAUGUUUACAAGAA
Cucumis melo (muskmelon) is the source of this 744-nucleotide messenger RNA. Its product is annotated as protein translation factor SUI1 homolog 2. Gene Ontology annotation, biological process: translational initiation. Gene Ontology annotation, molecular function: translation initiation factor activity; RNA binding. The record is from RefSeq and is a predicted model, not a curated record. Bases 189 to 527 code for a protein of 112 amino acids. The transcript has 2 exons. NCBI's taxonomy places the organism in Eukaryota, Viridiplantae, Streptophyta, Magnoliopsida, Cucurbitales, Cucurbitaceae.